Molecule: messenger RNA, 1157 nt
Organism: Hylaeus anthracinus
Lineage: Eukaryota; Metazoa; Arthropoda; Insecta; Hymenoptera; Colletidae
Exons: 3
Coding region: 139-1095 (318 amino acids)
Biological process (GO): DNA catabolic process
Cellular component (GO): cytoplasm
Molecular function (GO): nucleic acid binding; 3'-5'-DNA exonuclease activity
Source: RefSeq, a predicted model, not a curated record
AUAACGUACUGUAUAUAUAACAUAGUAUCUAUCAAAAAAUUGAUAAUGUUAACAAUAAGCUUUCCUUAAUUAUUAGGUUGAAAUAUCUGUUCAUAUAUUAAACCAUAUUUAUAUCAAUCUUAAUUCAUACCGUUAAAAAUGUCUAAAAAAAUUAUUCAAACAUUUAUAUUCUUUGAUUUGGAAACAACUGGAUUAAUUAACAAAAACUUCAUGCCAAAAAUCACAGAACUGUCAUUAAUUGCAGUAUCGAGAAAUGCUAUGUGCAAUACUAUAAACUCUUUACCAAGAGUAUUACAUAAAUUAGUUCUACCGAUAGAUCCAGGCAUAGAAAUCUCUAAAACAGUUCACAAAUUGACAGGUUUAUGUAAAGAAAAUAUAGAAGAUGUUCAAGUUUUCAACUGCGAGACAUACAAGUUAGUGGUAGACUUUAUACGUCGACUUACAGCACCAACUUGCUUUGUAGCUUAUAAUGGAAAUAACUUUGAUUACCCAAUAUUUUUAUCAGAGAUUAGAAAUAUUAAUGAGGUUCUCAAUGAAGAGAUUCUUAGUAUUGACAUGCUCCAUUUAAUUAAAGAUUUCUUUGCAAAUAAAGGAGAUUUUGUAGAAAAAGUAAACGAUGCCCAACAUGGUACUUCUAACCUAUCUAAGACAGAUGAUGUCAGUAAUCUGCUGAACGAUGGUUACGAUAAAAUGUUAUCUGAUGCAUUAGAUUCUGUCAUGAAUUCAAACUUUAAUAGCAACAAUAGGAAUGAGUCUUGUUCUAAGAGUACGAUUAACACUCCGAAAAUCAGUUGCUGUAACAAAAUGCAAGAAAUUAAUGAAAAGACACCUGAAAGUCAAAUUAUAAAACUAUCUAAUAAAAACUUUCAGGAUAGUACAAGAAGUAGCGUGAAAAGAAGAUUAAAUUUUACCAGCAGUUGCCCAGUUAACUAUAAGUUAUCUAGCGUUUGUAAACAUAUCAUCGGUACUUAUCCUGAAAAUGCGCAUAGUGCAGAAGGAGAUUGUAUUACUAUGAUACGCUGUGCAAUUAAAUUAGAAGACUAUUUUAUUAAAUGGGCUGAUCGCAAAGCGAUGCCUAUGAUCAAUUACAGUUAGAAAUAGCAACUACAAUAUAGACGUGUAUAAAGUACAAAUCAGUAACAGGGGUUUUGGGUUAU